UCAUAAAAAUCACACAAGAACAAGAAAACAAAUUGAAAUAUGGCAAUUAUUAGCAUGAAAUCAUCAACUCCAUCUGUCUCAAAGGCAACUUUGGUUAUAUUGGUAAUUGCCCUAGUGGUGCAAUUCAAGGGCUCAGUGGCUCAGAACACUUGCCCCACCCAGCUCGGUAACCUGAAUGUGUGUGCACCAUACGUGGUUCCCGGAACCGCGAACACGAUCCCGAGCUCCGACUGCUGUGGCGCCCUCCAAGCUGUGGAGCAUGAGUGCCUUUGCAACACCCUUAGGGUUGCUAGUCGCCUUCCUUCUUCUUGCAACCUCCCCCCUCUAAACUGUGGCAACUAAACUGGAGAAGCUAAGUACUGAUCAAGAAAUAAAAUUAUCAAACACAACUAUUUUCUCGUACUUAUUUCAAUGUUUUUGUUCCUAUAUGGCCUUCUUAACAUGUAUGGCCACUCAAGAGAAAUGGAUAAUUUUCUAUAGAAGUCCGUAAAAGAGAAAGUGUAAGACAAAAGCACAAAAUAAGCAUAUGUACUUCUUAUAUGGGAAAUAUCACUAGUAAUUUGCUAUA
Beta vulgaris subsp. vulgaris (sugar beet) is the source of this 568-nucleotide messenger RNA. Its product is annotated as protein MEN-8. Lineage: Eukaryota; Viridiplantae; Streptophyta; Magnoliopsida; Caryophyllales; Amaranthaceae. Bases 40 to 342 code for a protein of 100 amino acids. The transcript is spliced from 2 exons. The record is from RefSeq and is a predicted model, not a curated record.